This is a messenger RNA of Helianthus annuus (common sunflower), 991 nucleotides long. RefSeq names its product probable lipid phosphate phosphatase beta. Lineage: Eukaryota; Viridiplantae; Streptophyta; Magnoliopsida; Asterales; Asteraceae. The record is from RefSeq and is a predicted model, not a curated record. The coding region runs from base 64 to 900 and encodes 278 amino acids. Gene Ontology annotation, molecular function: sphingosine-1-phosphate phosphatase activity. The transcript is spliced from 2 exons.
UCGAGAACCGGUUUUUUAUACUUCUAACUUUAAUAACCCAAUAGCCCAUAAGACACCCCAUUAAUGGGCCUAGAUAUUUUAAACCCCAAAAUAACCGUCUGCAACCACCGGCUGUACGGUCAAUCGGAGCAAUCCGCCAUGGAUUCACCACAACCGCCGCCACCACCACCACUACCGCCAUCGUCACUCCUCCACAACCUAAUCACCUUCGACACAAAACUCUCCCUCUCUAUCUACACUCUCACUCAACCGAUUUUCCCGCGUUUUUUCCUCAAACUCCUUGAAAUCUCCGGCGACGGCCGACUCUUCUUUCCGAUCAUCCUCUCCGUUCUCCUCUCUCCUCUACCGUCCACAUCUCCGAUCCUGUUCACCGUACUCGUUAACCUAUUAAUCGGAUCUGUUCUCGAUCUCAUAAUAAUCGGUACCGUUAAACACCUCGUUCGCCGGCACCGGCCGGUGUAUAACAAGCACAUGUUCCUCACGUUCGCGGUGGAUCACUGGUCGUUUCCUAGCGGUCACGCUUCUAGAGUUUGUUUUAUUGCUUCGGUGAUUUACUUUUCGUCGGAUUUGGUUUCGGAUAUUUUAGGUCAAUUGGAGGUUGAUUUGGUAGGGUUUGGGGGAUAUGAGAGUGUUAGGUGGUUGAAUUUUGGUGUUGUAGGUUGGGCGUGUGCUACGUCGGUUUCUAGGGUUUUGCUUGGCCGGCAUUUUGUGUUUGACGUUGCUGCUGGUGCUGGAUUGGGGGUUCUGAAUGCGCUUUUCGUGGUGAACGUUUUGAAUUGCAAAAUGUUUUUCUUGGUGUUUCAGUUCCUUGUUGUGGACCAGUUAUUUACACUCAUACAUACUGACAUAGGCACAUAUGUGGAUUUAUUUCAACUUUUCAAGGGGCAAUUGUGUAAAUAAGAAGUAUUUCUUUUGGUCAAACUUUGACAAGAAUUUUACAUUGUGAAAUUUAUUAGCCAAAGGUUAUGAAUUACCCAAUGCUUUUGACUCA